This is a messenger RNA of Dipodomys ordii (Ord's kangaroo rat), 633 nucleotides long. It is a transcript of the gene Plac1, whose product is annotated as placenta-specific 1. The coding region runs from base 1 to 633 and encodes 210 amino acids. The record is from RefSeq and is a predicted model, not a curated record. The transcript has a single exon. NCBI's taxonomy places the organism in Eukaryota, Metazoa, Chordata, Mammalia, Rodentia, Heteromyidae.
AUGAAAGUUUUUGAGUUGGUAGGAGGCCUGAUCUUCUUCGCUGCCAUGUUUGCAGUCUGUUCUGGACAAAGCUCAAUGACUGUACUAUGUUCCAUGGACUGGUUCAUGGUCACAGUCCACCCGUUCAUGUUGAACAACGAUGUAUACGUCCACUUUUAUGAGCUCCACUUGGGUCUAGGUUGUCCUCCUAAUCAUGUUCAGUCCCAUUUCUACCAGUUCACCUACCGGGUUACUGAAUGUGGCAUUAGAGCCAAGGCCGUCUCGGAAGACAUAGUUAUCUACAGCACUGAGAUACACUAUGCUUCUAAGGGCACAUCAUCUCGAUAUGUGAUCCCAGUGUCCUGCGCUGCCCCCAGGCGCUCCCCUUGGCUCACUAAGCCCUAUUCCAUGAGAGUAGCCAAAGAAAGUUCUGCAGUAGCUCAGAAAGGUAAACCAUGCUGUGAGAUGUUAAACUCGUCCAACCAAAGGCCUGUCUGCGAUUGUCCACCUUAUGUCUUCAAUGAAGACCGUACCCAGAAUGCACCUCAGCAAGCAGAGGCCCAGGGGGCCCGUCCGAUGCCGUCACCUCAACUUCCUGCCAUUUCUUCUGAGGACUGGUGUCUUCGCUCCGACGAUCUCAUGGGGCCCAUGUGA